This is a messenger RNA of Lontra canadensis (Northern American river otter), 1986 nucleotides long. RefSeq names its product carboxypeptidase Z (gene CPZ). NCBI's taxonomy places the organism in Eukaryota, Metazoa, Chordata, Mammalia, Carnivora, Mustelidae. Gene Ontology annotation, molecular function: protein binding; metallocarboxypeptidase activity; zinc ion binding. The transcript is spliced from 11 exons. Bases 1 to 1986 code for a protein of 661 amino acids. The record is from RefSeq and is a predicted model, not a curated record. Gene Ontology annotation, biological process: proteolysis.
AUGCCGCCCCCGCCGCCGUCGCUGCUGCUGCCGCUGCUGCUGCUCCUCGCCGCGCUGGCCGCCGCCGCCCGGCCCGGGUGCCCGCUCGCCCGGGGUACCGCCGGUGACUGUCACGGGCCAUGGGCUGCAGACAGUGCCACGUGCGUGGACAUGCCGCUCAGGACCUGCAGCGACGUGGCCUACAACCAGACGGCCUUCCCCACGCUGCUGGAGCACCGGUCCCGGGAGGCGGUGGAGGCCAGCUCCGAGUACAUCCUGCUGAGUGUCCUGCACCACCUCCUAGAGGGCCAGUGCAACCCGGACCUGCGGCUGCUGGGCUGUGCUGUGCUGGCCCCCCGCUGCGAGGGUGGCCGGGUGCGCAGGCCCUGCCGGCACGUGUGUGAGGGGCUGCGGGAGGCCUGCCAGCCGGCCUUCGACGCCAUCGACAUGGCCUGGCCCUACUUCCUGGACUGCAGCCGCUACUUUGCAAGCGUGGAGGAGGGCUGCUACGACCCCCUGGAGAAGCUGCGAGAAGGCCUGGACACGGAGGAGGCACCGCCCUCGGGCCUCCCGCCGACCUUCAUCCACUUCACACACCACUCCUACGCACAGAUGGUACGCGUGCUGCGGCGGACGGCGGCCCGCUGCGCCCACAUCGCCAAGACCUACAGCAUUGGCCGGAGCUUCAACGGCAAGGAGCUGCUGGUCAUCGAGUUCUCGGCCCGGCCCGGCCAGCAUGAGCUGAUGGAGCCCGAGGUGAAGCUCAUCGGCAACAUCCAUGGAAAUGAGGUGGCGGGGCGGGAGAUGCUCAUCUACCUGGCCCAGUACCUGUGCACCGAAUACCUGUUGGGCAGUGCCCGCAUCCAGCGCCUGCUCAACACCACGCGCAUUCACCUGCUACCCUCCAUGAACCCCGACGGGUACGAGGUGGCAGCUGCUGAGGGAGCUGGCUACAAUGGGUGGACAAGCGGGAGGCAGAACGCGCAGAACUUGGAUCUGAACCGCAACUUCCCUGACCUGACGUCCGAGUACUACCGGCUGGCUGAGUCCCGCAGCGUGCGCAGUGACCACAUCCCCAUCCCGCAGCACUACUGGUGGGGUAAGGUGGCGCCCGAGACCAAAGCAAUAAUGAAAUGGAUGCGGACCACCCCGUUUGUGCUCUCAGCCAGCCUCCACGGGGGCGACCUUGUGGUGUCCUACCCCUUUGACUUCUCCAAGCACCCCCAGGAAGAAAAGAUGUUUUCUCCUACACCCGAUGAGAAGAUGUUCAAGUUGCUGGCCAGGGCCUAUGCUGAUAUGCACCCCAUGAUGAUGGACAGGUCAGAGAACAGGUGUGGUGGCAACUUCCUGAAGAGAGGCAGCAUCAUCAAUGGGGCAGACUGGUACAGCUUCACUGGAGGCAUGUCCGACUUCAACUACCUGCACAGCAACUGCUUCGAGAUCACGGUGGAGCUGGGCUGCAUAAAGUUCCCCCCGGAGGAGGCCCUCUACACGCUCUGGCAGCACAACAAGGAGCCGCUCCUGAACUUCGUGGAGACAGUGCACCGUGGCAUCAAAGGCGUGGUGAUGGACAAAUUCGGCAAGCCGGUCAACAAUGCCCGGAUUGUGGUCAAGGGCAUCCGCCAUGACAUCACCACAGCCCCAGAUGGUGACUACUGGAGACUGUUGCCUCCGGGGUCCCACAUCGUCAUAGCUCAGGCUCCCGGCUACUCCAAGGUCAUCAAGAAGGUCACCAUCCCUGCCCGGAUGAAGAGGGCCGGCCGUGUGGACUUCAUUCUCCAGCCUCUGGGCACCGGACCUAAGCAGCUCCUCCUCGGGCCACGGAGAAGUGGGUCUGGGCUCCGAGACCCUCCAGGAGGUGCCAGCCGGUAUGGGGAGCCCGAGGAGCCUGGCCAGGAGCCCCUCGGGGGGCGGAGGCAGCCCUCCGUGGGCGGGAGCAAGCCAUGGUGGUGGUCUUACUUUACGUCCCUGAGCGAGCACAAGCCUCGCUGGCUUCUCAAAUACUAG